Messenger RNA from Orycteropus afer afer, 489 nucleotides. RefSeq names its product family with sequence similarity 167 member B (gene FAM167B). The record is from RefSeq and is a predicted model, not a curated record. Bases 1 to 489 code for a protein of 162 amino acids. The transcript has 2 exons. Lineage: Eukaryota; Metazoa; Chordata; Mammalia; Tubulidentata; Orycteropodidae.
AUGUCCCUGGGGCCACUGAAAUUCCAGGCAGUGGGUGAAGAGGAUGAAGAGGGGAAAGAGGAGAGCCUGGACUGUGUGAAGGCAUUGACGGCCAAGCUGCAGCUGCAGACACGGCGGCCCUCCUAUCUGGAGUGGACAGCCCAGGUUCAGAGCCAGGCUUGGCGCGGGGCCCAAGCCAGACCUGGGCCGGGGGGACCCGGGGCCAUCUGUGGCUUCGACUCAAUGAGCUCUGCCCUCGACUGGCUCCGCCAUGAGCUGCGGGAGAUGCAGGUUCAGGACCGGCAGCUGGCAGGACAGUUGCUGAGGUUGCGGGCCCAGCUGCACCGGCUGAAGGUGGACCAGGCCUGUCACCUGCACCAGGAGCUGCUGGACGAAGCUGAACUGGAGUUGGAGCUGGAGCCGGGGGCUGGGCCGGCCCUGGCCUCACCGCUGCGGCACCUCGGUCUCACGCGCAUGAACAUCAGCUCCCGACGCUUCACCCUCUGCUGA